CUUGUGUUCUCAAAAAAAAAAGAAACCAACCAGCUCCACGAACCUUUGAGUAGGGCCUUUGACUCUACUCUACUCCUUUCAACCAUUUACAUUCAGAGUUAACCUUUUCCAAAAUUUCUUUUCUCAAAGCUACUCGUUUUGAGACGUUUUUCGCUUCUAAUAAGGAAGAACCAUCUCUCAUCUUUUCGGAUCAUGAGUGGUCAGCGUGGUGGGGGGAGAGGCGGGGGGAGAGGCGGCGGUGGUGGUGGUGGUGGUGGUGGUGGGUUUGGCGGCUUUGGAGGUGGGAGGGGUGGUGGGUAUGACCGUGGUCGUGGUGGUGGUGGUGGAGGGGGUCGUGGAGGGGGUCGUGGAGGGCCGAGAGGCGGAGGUGGUGGGAGGGGUGGGAAUUUUGGAGAUUCCAUAUUUUCAAGUGGUUCCCCCGCGGUUAUCGAUCCGAGAAUUACGGCGAUGGAGAACAAGCUUGUCGCUGUUAAGACGAGAGUCAACGAGCCGCUUAUGCCUCCUCGUCCCAAUUUCGGGACAAAAGGAAUUUCGACCUUGGUCCGAGCGAAUUAUUUUCCAGUAG
Tuber melanosporum (Perigord truffle) is the source of this 565-nucleotide messenger RNA. RefSeq lists its product as uncharacterized. The record is from RefSeq and is a predicted model, not a curated record. The coding region runs from base 299 to 565 and encodes 88 amino acids. The transcript is spliced from 2 exons. NCBI's taxonomy places the organism in Eukaryota, Fungi, Ascomycota, Pezizomycetes, Pezizales, Tuberaceae.